CCGAGGCCGCAGAGGCCGCAGGAAGGGGACCUGGGGGCAGCGGGGAGCGGCCACCCACCGACCCUGGGCAUGCAGGGCAAAGUGGCCAUGGGCUCCUCCAGCCCCCUCCUCACAGCUUCCCUCCCAGCCCCGUCCCAGGCCAGGCUCACACCCAUCUGCCACGGGGAGACCUUCAGGCUGCCAGGCAGGCUGAGAAUCCAGCCCUCGCUGUGGAGCAGGGAGGAUGUGCUGCACUGGCUGCGCUGGGCAGAGCAGGAGUAUGCCCUGCGGCAGGCCGACCAGAGCCGCUUCCAGAUGAACGGCAGAGCCCUCUGCAUGCUCACCAAGGAGGACUUCAGAUACCGAGCUCCCGGCUCAGGUGAUGUGCUGUAUGAGUUGCUCCAGUACAUCAAGACUGAAAGGAGAGCCCUGGUGCGGAGCCCUUUGCAGAGCUCACCCUUCAGGGAAGCCAGGACCUCAGGUGAAGGGCCAGGCCAUAGUGCUGAGGCUGCCCCAGCUGCUGCUGUCUCCUGCCUGGGCUGGGCAGAACAGCUCCUGUCCCGUGGCCAUGCAAAGCCUCUCAGCCUUCCCCAUCACAGCCUGGAGAGCAGCUGCAGGACAGAUGCCAUCUGCUCCUUCCCUGCAGCCCUGCCAGCCCCAGUGGAUGGGAAGAUUGCAGACUGCAGGUUGCUGUGGGAUUAUGUCUACCAGCUCCUCUCUGACAGCCGCUACGAGCCCUACAUCAGGUGGGAGGACAGGCAGGCCAAGGUCUUCCGCGUCGUCAGCCCCAACGGACUUGCCCAGCUCUGGGGCAACCACAAGAACAGGGCGAACAUGACCUACGAGAAGAUGUCUCGAGCACUCAGGCACUACUACAAGCUCAACAUCAUCAGAAAGGAGCCAGGGCAGAAGUUCUUGUUCAGGUUUCUGAAGACUCCUGGGGAGAUCAUCCAAGAGAAAUCCAGCAAGCUGGAGCAGCUGGAGAAUGAGGACCAUGAUGACUUGAGAGAAGACUCCCUGGAGGUGCCUCUGUAGGCAGUCUCUGAAGAUGGCACUGGCAGUGCCUCACAGCCAGGCUUGUGCUCUGCUGGUGGCUCUGGCAUCUCCUGGGCAGGUGGCCACAGAGCUGCUGCUGGAUUUCAGAUCCUGCCCUGAGCCAAAGCUGUGACAUCUGUGGGGCUUCAGCAGCAAAACACACCCAGAAACUGCCCCCCAGCCCUGACGGUGCAGGAGGAGGUGUGGGCUGGUGGUCUGCUUGCUUCUCUCCUGUCCCAGGGAUGGAAUGGGAUGGUUUUGCCCUGACAGUUUUGAUGCUUGACCUUAAGGUUCAAAGCUGCAGUUCUGCAGUGAGCUGUGCUGAGCAGAGAGCAACAGAGCUCCACAGUAAGCACCUCCUGGAGAGCUGCUGCAGUGAGCUGUGCCUCUCAGCCUGACCCAGCUGCAUCUGAGCCACUCCCCUGACAUGGGAAUGGGCUUUUAGUGCAGAUCUGCUGUGAUGUCCCUGCCUCCUGUGGGGUUGCUGCUGUGGUUGAAGGUGGGAAUGUGCUGGAAUAUCUGCCUGGAGCUCCAGGUUGCAUGGAUGCCUUCAGCUGGGCCUCAUCUUAACUCCCUUCUGUCCGUGUGGUGCUUCUUGGUAUCAGCUGACUAAGUGUGAAGAGAAACAAGGCCAGGUUUGGAGGUUUGGAGGUUGGA
Molecule: messenger RNA, 1671 nt
Organism: Pogoniulus pusillus (Red-fronted tinkerbird)
Lineage: Eukaryota; Metazoa; Chordata; Aves; Piciformes; Lybiidae
Gene: ETV7
Product: ETS variant transcription factor 7
Exons: 8
Coding region: 70-1014 (314 amino acids)
Biological process (GO): cell differentiation; regulation of transcription by RNA polymerase II
Cellular component (GO): nucleus
Molecular function (GO): DNA-binding transcription factor activity, RNA polymerase II-specific; sequence-specific DNA binding
Source: RefSeq, a predicted model, not a curated record